Molecule: messenger RNA, 715 nt
Organism: Gossypium raimondii (Peruvian cotton)
Lineage: Eukaryota; Viridiplantae; Streptophyta; Magnoliopsida; Malvales; Malvaceae
Product: autophagy-related protein 8C-like
Exons: 6
Coding region: 141-500 (119 amino acids)
Biological process (GO): cellular response to nitrogen starvation
Source: RefSeq, a predicted model, not a curated record
UGAGCCAAAAUUGGUUUUGGACGAGCGGCCCUCACACGUGUAAAGGAAACAACUUCUUUCAUAAUAAAUCAAAAGAUAUUUCUAUUGUUUUCUUCAAUCCCUUAGACCACUCUCUCCCCCUUCCGAUCGAUUUUGUUUCUAUGGCCAAGAGCUCCUUUAAGUUGGAACACCCUCUCGAAAGGAGGCAAGCUGAAGCUGCACGCAUUAGGGAAAAGUAUCCGGACAGAAUCCCAGUUAUUGUUGAAAGGGCCGAUAAGAGCGAUGUGCCUGAUAUUGAUAAGAAAAAAUAUCUGGUUCCUGCUGAUCUAACUGUUGGUCAAUUCGUUUAUGUUGUCCGGAAGAGGAUCAAGCUUGGUCCUGAGAAGGCUAUAUUCAUUUUUGUGAAGAACAUUCUACCACCAACUGCCGCUAUGAUGUCUGCCAUAUAUGAUGAAAACCAUGAUGAAGAUGGUUUCCUUUAUAUGACUUACAGUGGUGAAAACACAUUUGGGAUUCAUUGAGGCAUGUCGUCGAGGGAUAUCCAUGUGAAUAUGACUUGCAAAAGAAUAUAAAAUUAGUUUAAGAUGUACAUUCUUUAUUGCUCUCUGGUAGGUUAUGAGUGUGUCCAACAUGGUUUAUGUUAAAUUAUGUUCAAGUUUCUCAUGUAUUUGAUAAGUCUUUCAAGGAUCUAAUUAUAAGGUGCUAUUAUUAAAUCAGUCCACCAUUCUCAAGCAAA